GAGAGGAAAGACGCGGGUCCUGGUGGGAAGGAGAGAGAAAGAGAGAGAGAAAGUGAGAGAGAGAGAGAGAACAGAAGAAACAUGGAGGGAGACAUCAGGAAAAGAGGAAUGUUGUACCUGCAGCAGCAGAGGUUCGGCAAGAAAUGGAAGAAGGUGUGGACCAUCUUGUACAGAGACAGCACAUGCUCCAUUUCUCGUCUGGAGUUCUUUGAAUGUAAGGACGGCAUGAGCACCCUGGAGAAACCCAACCGCAAGCAGGACAACAAGAAGGUGAUAAAACUGAGUGACUGCAUCCGCGUGUCCGAGGUGGAAAUUGAGGGCUGUCCUCGGGACUGCGGGCCCUUCCUGGUCGAGACCACAGAGAAGCUGUUCAUCUUCGCCGCAGACAACUCCGAACUGGAGGACUGGACACAGAAGCUUUGUGAAAUUGCUUUCCCAAUGAACCAAGCUGAGCGCGGUGCUGGGCCCAGGAGAGGCAGCCUACCCCGGGUUCUGGGAGACACAGAUGGAGUCAGCAUGGAGCAAAACAGCCUGUAUGGUGAAAAAAAUGUGAUGAAAGACUUCAAGGUGUGUGUAAGGCGGUCGGAGAUAGCAGACAAAUGUGCUAUGAAGGGAUACUACCUGAUGAGGACCGACUACGAGAGCCUCCUGCUGAAGGAGCCGAGAACAGGAGAGGUGUUGUUCACGUGGCCCUACCGCUUCCUGAGGCGCUUCGGACGGGACAAGGCUACGUUCUCCUUUGAGGCGGGCAGAAGGUGCAAGUCAGGCGAGGGCAACUUUGAGUUCGACACGAAGCAAGGCAACGAGAUUUUCCAGGCUGUGGAGGCUGCCAUCAACCUCCAACGGCCCACAAUGUCCCGCAGGCAUCCCUCGGGGGGCAACAGCGCCCUGGAGAAGGAGACGCCGGUGCCCCCUGCAGUCAUAGUGGAGGAUCGCAGGAUCUACUCCAUGGUGAACGACGGCCAGUACAGCCAGACCAGAACUGGGCGCUCCCCUCCCGACGGACAGAGGUCCCGUCUGGACGCCCCAGCUGACAAAGUCCUUACCGGGGUCAAGAGCCUCAACCUGGACUCCCGGCCACAGCCGCGCAAGAGCCAGGUAAAGAACCACCGCAGCUGUCCGCUAGCCAAAUCCGAGGACCAGACCUACUCGCAGAUCACCCUGGGCAGUCUGGAUCACGGCACAGAGAGGUGCCAGAGCCUAGAAGAGCCUGACUCGGACUACUCGCUCCCUUUCGACACUAUUGCCAAGAACGUGAUGGCGGACAUCCUGCAGGCUGGGAAGCAGGAGGCUGGGGUGCUAGACAACAACCCUGCCGACCCGCUCUAUGACUCCAUCGACGAGAUGGCCAUUGGUGGGGUGCACCGGGUUCGCAAUGAGAGCCCAAAGGACAAAUACACCCGAGCCGAACAUAUCUACGACGAGCCAGAGGGCAUUGCCAAGGCUGCGGCAGGGGUGGCUGCAUCCGAUUCUGUUUCCAUGCCAACCACCAGCUCCACAUCACUAUAUGACAACCCUGAGGAGGUGAAAGGUCAGGCGUGGAAGAUGCUGGGCGAGGCGGGGGAACCCAGUGGGCACGAGUACCCGUACAACCCAAACGCCGAUGACUACGCCGUCCCCAAACCGCCCAGGAGAGCCUUCCCACCUUCCUCUGAACGGGAGUGCGAGGGUAACGGGGAAACCGCUGUGUCCCCUUAUGACAACGUGAAUGUGAAAAAAAAUCAGUCGAGUUAAAGAUGUCCACAAACAAACUUUGAACUCUCUCAUCAGAUCAUGUCAGAUACUGCUUCUCCUUGAACUGAAGUUAAUUUAAGACUGCAUGACAUGAUCAUGCUGUUACUUUGUCAUGCUGUUAUUCACGACUCAGCUCUCGAGAAACAGGAACUGAGUAGGAGCCAGGCUGGACAUUUUACAACAGCCGUCUUGAAUGUGUGAACUUUAAUGUGCUUGUGGCAUCGCGCACUUCUGCUGGGGUAAUUUAAAAAUAUGUAAACUGUGA
Molecule: messenger RNA, 1999 nt
Organism: Clupea harengus (Atlantic herring)
Lineage: Eukaryota; Metazoa; Chordata; Actinopteri; Clupeiformes; Clupeidae
Gene: dok2
Product: docking protein 2
Biological process (GO): Ras protein signal transduction; positive regulation of MAPK cascade; cell surface receptor protein tyrosine kinase signaling pathway
Cellular component (GO): cytoplasm
Source: RefSeq, a predicted model, not a curated record